UAUUCGAAAAAAAUGUAAUGAGUCAUGUCUUGAGGAUGGUAAACAAGUUAUAUGUAAAGUUAGUUGGGAAUGUGGUUGUGCUGGUAAUUACCAGCCCAAAAAGAUUUUAAAUCCGGAAGAGCAACGAAAUCUUGUCAAUUCACAUAACUAUCCAAUGUCACCCGCACCAUCAAUCACAAUUUCAAAUUACCGUAGAUUAGGUGAAGAUAUGCUAGAGUUCAUCGAUUUUUGCAUAACAUAUGGCACAACUGGGGCAAGAAACAUAGAGCAACUUCUAAAAG
Molecule: messenger RNA, 281 nt
Organism: Dentiscutata heterogama
Lineage: Eukaryota; Fungi; Glomeromycota; Glomeromycetes; Diversisporales; Gigasporaceae
Source: the annotation of a GenBank genome assembly